Heterocephalus glaber (naked mole-rat) is the source of this 2790-nucleotide messenger RNA. RefSeq names its product integrin subunit beta 7 (gene Itgb7). Gene Ontology annotation, cellular component: cell surface; focal adhesion; integrin complex. Gene Ontology annotation, molecular function: integrin binding. Gene Ontology annotation, biological process: cell-cell adhesion; cell adhesion mediated by integrin; integrin-mediated signaling pathway. NCBI's taxonomy places the organism in Eukaryota, Metazoa, Chordata, Mammalia, Rodentia, Bathyergidae. The record is from RefSeq and is a predicted model, not a curated record.
GCAGCCUCCAGAUCAGUGCACAAAGGCUGUGGCUGCCUCCAGAGGAAGGGCUGCUGUGCACACACCUAUGCAGAGACUGAGACUCAGAGAGGAAGCCUGACGUGCCACUCAGCCAGUGAGUAACUGAGGCCAUGGUGGUUUUGUCAAUGCCUCUUGUUUUCCUGCUGGUGCUGGGCAGAGGUGAGAGUAAGUUGGACACCAAGAUCUCAUCCCCAGGGGAGGCCACAGAAUGGGGGGAUCCUGAUCUGACCCUGCCGGGGUCCUGCCACCCAGCUCCCUCCUGUCAGAAGUGCAUCCUCUCACACCCGAGCUGUGCAUGGUGCAAACAACUGAACUUCACCGCCUCUGGGGAGGCGGAGGCGCGGCGCUGCGCAAGACGCGAGGAGCUGCUGGCUCGGGGCUGCCCGGCACAGGAGCUGGAGGAGCCCCGUGGCCGGCAGGAGGUGGUGCUAAACGAGCCGCUCAGCCACGGCACCCGCGGCGAGGGGGCCACGCAGCUGGCGCCGCAGCGGGUCCGGGUCACGCUGCGGCCAGGGGAGUCCCAACAGCUCCGGGUCCGCUUCCUCCGCGCCGCGGGAUACCCGGUGGACUUGUACUACCUUAUGGACCUAAGCUACUCCAUGAAGGACGACCUGGAGCGCGUGCGCCAGCUGGGGCACGCCCUGCUGGUCCAGCUGCAGGAGGUCACCCACUCCGUGCGCAUCGGUUUUGGCUCCUUUGUGGACAAAACAGUGCUGCCCUUUGUAAGCACAGUGCCUUCCAAGCUGCGCCACCCCUGCCCCAGCCGGCUGGAGCCCUGUCAGUCACCUUUCAGCUUUCACCACGUGCUGUCCCUCACGGGGGAUGCUCAGGCCUUUCAGCGGGAGGUGGGACGCCAGAAUGUGUCCGGCAACCUGGACUCACCUGAAGGUGGCUUUGACGCCAUUCUGCAGGCUGCCCUCUGCCAGGAGCAGAUUGGCUGGAGAAAUGUGUCCCGGCUGCUGGUGUUCACUUCAGAUGACACAUUCCACACAGCUGGGGAUGGGAAGUUGGGUGGCAUUUUCAUGCCCAAUGAUGGGCACUGCCACUUGGACAGCAAUGGCCUCUACAGUCGCAGCUCAGAGUUCGACUACCCCUCUGUGGGUCAGGUAGCCCAGGCCCUCUCUGCAGCAAAUAUCCAGCCCAUCUUUGCUGUCACCAGUGCCACACUGCCCAUCUACCAGGAGCUGAGCCAGAUGAUUCCCAAGUCUGCAGUGGGCGAGCUGAGUGAGGACUCCAGCAAUGUGGUGCAGCUCAUCAUGGACGCUUACCAUAGCCUGUCAUCCACUGUGACCCUUGAGCACUCUUCACUCCCUCCUGGGGUCCACAUUUCUUAUGAAUCCCAGUGUGGGGGUUCUGAGGAGGGUGGAGCUGGGGACCGGGGACAGUGUAACCAUGUUCGAGUCAACCAGACGGUGAAUUUUUGGGUUACUCUCCAAGCUACCCAUUGCCUCCCAGAGCCCCAUCUCCUGAAGCUCCGAGCUCUUGGCUUCUCAGAGGAGCUGACUGUGGAGCUGCACACACUGUGUGACUGUAACUGCAGUGACACCCAGCUCCAGGCUCCACACUGCAGUGACGGCCAGGGGCAACUUCAGUGUGGGAUAUGUAGUUGUCUCCCUGGCCGCCUGGGUCGGCUCUGUGAGUGCUCUGAGGCUGAGCUAUCCUCCCCAGACUUGGAGUCUGGGUGCCGGGCCCCCAAUGGGACAGGGCCCCUGUGCAGUGGAAAGGGACAGUGUCAAUGUGGACGUUGCAGCUGCAGUGGUCAGAGCUCUGGGCGUCUGUGUGAAUGUGAUGAUGCCAGCUGUGAGCGACACGAGGGCAUCCCCUGUGGAGGCUUUGGCCGAUGCCAAUGUGGAGUGUGUCACUGUCGAGCCAACCGCACAGGCAGAGCAUGCGAGUGCAGUGGGGACACGGACAACUGUGUUAGUUCUGAGGGCAGCCACUGCAGUGGACAUGGACACUGCAAAUGCAACCGUUGCCAGUGUUUGGAUGGCUACUAUGGUGCUGUGUGUGACCAGUGCCCAGGCUGCAAGACACCAUGUGAAAAACACAGGGACUGUGCAGAAUGUGGGGCCUUUGGGACUGGUCCUCUGGCCGCCAAUUGCAGCAUGGCUUGUGCCCAUGCCAACGUGACUCUGGUGUUAGCACCUAUCUUGGAUGAUGGCUGGUGCAAAGAGAAGACACAGGACAACCAGCUGUUCUUCUUCCUGGUGGAGGAGGGUGGAGGCCGAGUUGUGCUGAGAGUGAGACCCCAAGAGAAGAGAGCAGACCACAUCCAGGCCAUCGUGCUGGGCUGCAUAGGGGGCAUUGUGGCAGUAGGACUGGGGCUGGUCCUGGCUUACCGGCUCUCAGUGGAAAUCUAUGACCGCCGGGAAUACAAUCGAUUUGAGAAGGAGCAGCAGCAACUCAAGUGGAAGCAGGACAGCAAUCCUCUCUACAAAAGUGCUAUUACGACCACCAUCAAUCCCCACUUUCAAAGGGCAGAGAAUCCCAUUUCCUGAGGGGGAAUCUACCCAGGACCCUGUGCUCUGGGAGGACAAUGGAAUGGAGGGCAGGGCCUGGCAGGCAGCAGUCUGGUUGGGGAAUAAUCUGCUGCUGAGGAGUGGCUGCCACCCUACUUGGUUUUCAGUGACACCCAAAGGGCAGCUUCCUACUGCUGCAACCCUGUUCCUCACCUCACGAAGAACAUGCCUUGCUCUCCAUGCAAUAAAGUAUCUUACUCUAGACUACAGCUGUCAUUUUGCUCCACCCCAUUGCUUUUAGCCUGGGCUU